AUGGUUCCAAUUUAUUCGGCAUUUAUCGCACCUGCAACUUAUUCUCAUUCAACAGCAUUUAUAGAUAACAAAAUUUUUUUUUUUGGUGGAGUUUAUACACCUAAAAGUGUGUAUUACUUAGAUGUGGGUAAAAGCUUUGAUACUGAAUCGCCACCAUGGACUGACCUAACGAACAUUUCACCUAUUCCAUAUGGAAGUGCCUGGGCAACAGCUUUUACUGGUAUUGACCCGUACCCUUUGGUUUACCUCUUUGGCGGAACAACUUUUGAUCCAAUCACAAAUCGUGAUAUUUUUUCACAAAUGACGUAUGAAUUUGAUCCUAAAUCCAGAACUUGGAAUCAAGCCUUUCUUGAAGGAAUCGAACCAUCGAGAAGGAAACAAAUGCAUUCUACUCAAGAUGAUUAUGGAUAUAUUUAUAUUUUUGGAGGAAUGACGGAUGCUUCUACUGGGUCAAAUGUAACCAAAUAUUUUAACGAUAUGGUUGUUAUGCAUACUAUUUCUCUAUAUUACACUACGAAUUCCAUUGCAAAUGCACCACUUCAGCGUUUUGAUUAUAGUGUAGUAAUUUCACCUGAUGGUCUUAUAAUAUAUAUUGGAGGAAAGGAGUAUACUGGUUUAACGGUACAAACUGUUGUUUUAAAUAAUAUUUCCACGUAUAACACCCAUAACGACACAUGGAGCGCAGUGGCGGCUUCUAGCGAAUCAACUUUUGAAAAUCGCUUUGGACAUUCUUCUGUCAUAAGAAAUAUUACAAAUCCCACUGGUCGCUCAUUGAGUACUAGUUCAGACUUAUAUAUACUUAACGUAAAAACGUAUACCUGGACAACAUCUUAUAUUUUUUCCAACAUCUCUACCAGUUCUUCUACGGUAUCUACGCCUACCGAUCAAUCAUCUGUUACGUCUAUUAAUCAGUCGACCACUACAUCCGAUAAUAAGCAGCCAGUAAUGCCAUUGCUAGUAUUAAUUGGAUUAAUAAUUGGUCCAACU
Messenger RNA from Acaulospora morrowiae, 987 nucleotides. NCBI's taxonomy places the organism in Eukaryota, Fungi, Glomeromycota, Glomeromycetes, Diversisporales, Acaulosporaceae. The record is from the annotation of a GenBank genome assembly.